CGCCUGGAAAGGAGACGCUGCCCUUCCCCAGCGAUGGGAUCCCGGCUUUGUGGAAGGACCUGUUAUGUGUGCCCCUGUCCUGCUGGGGAGUGGAUGGUACCCAGGACUCAGCCAGAGACCAGCUGAAGACGUUCUUCUUGGAAGCUCUCACCCCAGAAGGUCCCAUCUCGGGUGCUGGGCCUACCAUGGCAUUCCGUAGGACUGAGGGUAUGUCCAUGAUCCAGGCUCUGGCCAUGACUGUGGCUGAGAUACCAGUGUUCCUGUACACGACUUUUGGUCAGUCCGCAUUCUCCCAACUGCGGUUGACACCAGGCCUGAGGAAGGUUCUUUUUGCCACAGCCCUUGGGACUGUGGCCUUGGCCCUGGCAGCCCACCAGCUGAAAAGGCGCCGGCGGAAGAAGAAGCAGGCGGGCCCUGAGAUGGGAGGUGAGCAGCUGGGCACGGUGCCCAUGGCCAUCCUCACGGCCCGCAAGCUCCCUUCGGUGAAGAAAGGCUGCUCCAGCCGGAGGGUUCAGAGCCCCAGCAGCAAGAGCAACGACACUCUGAGUGGCAUCUCCUCCAUUGAGCCCAGCAAACACUCGGGCUCCUCCCACAGCCUGGCCUCGAUGGUAGUGGUCAAUUCAUCCAGCCCUACAGCUGUGUGCUCAGGUUCUUGGGAAACCAGAGGGAUGGAAGAGACUAUGCCCACCACUGAUGGCAGUGCCGAGAGCCUCUAUGUGCAAGGCAUGGAACUGUUUGAGGAAGCUCUACAGAAGUGGGAGCAGGCACUGAGUGUGGGUCAGAGAGCAGACGGAGGCAGCACCCCCACACCAGGGGACAGCCUCCAGAACCCAGACACCUCAUCAGAAGCACUGUCAGAGCCAGAGUCACAACGAAGGGAGUUUGCUGAGAAGCUGGAGUCCCUGUUGCACCGGGCCUACCACCUGCAGGAAGAGUUCGGUUCCACCUUCCCCUCUGACAGCAUGCUGCUGGACCUUGAGAGGACACUGAUGCUGCCCCUGACUGAGGGCUCACUGCGUCUGCGAGCUGAUGAUGAGGACAGCCUGACCUCAGAAGACUCCUUUUUCUCAGCCACUGAGCUCUGUGAGUCUCUGCAGGUUGGAGAGUACCCACUUCCUCUCUCCAGGCCUGCUGCUGCCUACGAGGAGGCCCUGCAGCUGGUGAAGGAAGGGAAAGUACCUUGCCGAACCCUCAGGACAGAGCUGCUGGGCUGCUACAGUGACCAGGACUUCCUGGCCAAGCUGCACUGUGUACGGCAGGCCUUCGAGGGGCUUCUAGAAGAAAGAAACAACCAGGUCUUCUUCGGGGAGGUUGGCCGGCAGAUGGUGACAGGCCUGAUGACCAAGGCUGAAAAGAGUCCCAAAGGCUUCCUGGAGAGCUAUGAGGAAAUGCUGAGCUACGCCCUGCGGCCUGAGACCUGGGCUACCACCCGGUUGGAGCUGGAGGGUCGAGGGGUGGCAUGCAUGAGCUUCUUCGACAUCGUGCUGGACUUCAUCCUCAUGGAUGCCUUUGAGGACCUAGAGAACCCUCCAUCUUCGGUGCUUGCUGUCCUGCGGAACCGCUGGCUAUCUGACAGCUUCAAGGAGACAGCCCUAGCCACUGCGUGCUGGUCUGUCCUGAAAGCCAAGAGGAGGCUUCUGAUGGUGCCUGAUGGCUUCAUCUCCCAUUUCUACUCCGUAUCGGAGCAUGUUAGCCCUGUGCUGGCCUUUGGCUUCCUCGGACCCAAGCCCCAGCUCUCGGAAGUCUGUGCUUUCUUCAAGCACCAGAUUGUGCAAUACCUGAGGGACAUGUUUGACCUGGACAACGUGCGCUACACAUCUGUGCCAGCCCUAGCAGAAGACAUCCUACAAUUGUCCCGGCGCCGCAGUGAGAUUCUGUUGGGCUACCUGGGAGCGCCAGUGGCUAGUAGCACCGGGCUGAAUGGGCCACUGCCUCAAGAGAACGGGCCCCUGGAAGAGCUGUAGUAAUAGGGGCAGGCUGAAUGAAAGAGGUUGCUGUUUAGGACUCAGUCAUAAGGGUGAUGGAAGAGAGAAAGCUGCCCCUCCCUUCCUUUGGGUGGCCACCCAAAGGCCAGGGUGGCCAAGGGCCAUUGCCCCUGAGUUUGCUCCACUUCCUCAUCUGGGAAUCCCAACACUUAGAGGACAAAUUUCCAUGGAGAGGAGCCACUCGGAGCACUGGAUAGCAGCUGCCCUUGGAGUUCCCUGAGCAGCAGAGGCAGGUCAGAGUCAGGGUCUGACCAGGGGCAGGCAGCAAGAGAGAAAGGGGUGGUAGAGAAUGGCUCUGAGUAUGGAACACAGAACCCUAAUUCCCUCUGCUGCUGAGAGAGGCCAAGGAGGUGAUGAUUGAGGGAUGGAACAUGCAGGGCUAGGUGGUGACAGUCCCAGGGUCUUGCAAUAGCAGCCACCUAUAGCUACAUAAUUCCUAGCACCUAAGCUUCUGGCCAGUAUGGAAAGCCCUGUCUGGGCCAUCCAGAAGUAGGCUUGCCCCCACGUGUGCUCACAUCUGAGCCCUUUACAAAUCCCCAUUCCCACACCCUGCCAAAAACUCAGUCUUAUCCCACCUCUGCCGCCACCAAAGAUGGAGGAGGCAGGACUAGCCACUUCCCUUUCCCUGUGAACCUGGAGCACCUGGGCAGUGCUGGGCUCCAGCCAGAGCUCACAAGAGCCCAUCUCUCUGUUGCCAUCUGUUGCUCCAACAGUGAGGACCUAGGAACCAUGGCAAGGUGGGCCAAAGCUGCACAGCACGGCAGCUCCCCUUCCCCUUUCUGACAGGAAGCUGGACUCAGCACUUUGCCUUCAACACACGUGCUUUGGAGCUGCUGCCACCCAGGGUCCUGCAGACAGUUCUGUUGGCAUUUGUCACGGCAGCUGCAGGAGUCCUGGCGGCCCUCCUUUUGCUUGAGCUGGGAAGUUUUUAUUUAUUGCCUUAACACUUUAUUUGGCUGUUUCAUCCCUUCCAGGCUGUGAGACAUGCAGGAGAAAAGACUCCUGGUCUGGAGUUGAGCACUGGCUCCUGGAACCAAGUUCCUCUCUGUGGAAGGGAAAAGGGUUCCCCAAGGUCAGCAGGAUGCAGUGAAGGGAGGGCAGCCGUGGCUCUGGGUCCUCUCUGAGGCCUGCACUCGGGAGGGAGCAGCCCUCAUGCACUGUUUGACAUUCCAUUCAUUUGCACUUACCCUGAGCUCUGAAUGUAACCCUGGGCUGAGGCCCACUCUGAUUGACCCCUGAACCACACAGCUGUGGCAUCUUCAUUUUGUCUGUUUGUAUGUCCACGCCACGCCCUUUAGCUCUCAACCAGCAAUGGUAGAGCAUGAGUGCAAGGCCUGUGAGUCAGAUAAAGGAUCAAAGCGCC
Grammomys surdaster is the source of this 3348-nucleotide messenger RNA. RefSeq names its product mitoguardin 2 (gene Miga2). Lineage: Eukaryota; Metazoa; Chordata; Mammalia; Rodentia; Muridae. Gene Ontology annotation, biological process: mitochondrial fusion. The record is from RefSeq and is a predicted model, not a curated record. Bases 186 to 1964 code for a protein of 592 amino acids. The transcript has 16 exons.